GCUCAAAGCGGAAAGAUGGAACUAAAAAUCGUUUACAGUUUCUUCAGUGCAGCCAAAGUGAAACACGGAAAGCUACGGAGCGCACGAGGUAGCAUUAGCUCCUUUUAGAAGGUAGUUUGAAAACAGGUUUGGUGAUUUUGGUAAAUAUUUCCGUGUUUUCAGUAAAAAUGUCUUCAGUUCAGCCUCAGAGAGAGUUUAUCAACGAGCAGGUAACUCCUGCUGAAGAAACAUUCACAGAGUUGAAAGAAAUCAACGUUAAGAUCGAGGAAGAGAUGGAGGAUCAGCGCAGACUGAUGGAUUUUACUCGGAUACCGAAGAUCAUCUUACACCGGAUAGAUCUCCCACAAUGCUGUGCGUUUAAAGAGGAGGAGGUUUUCAAUGAAACAGAACCACAGAGGAACCAACUCAUCUCUCAUGACUCUCCAGAAACUGAGAACCAGGAUCAGGAAGGAAGCAAUUCUGAAAACCCAGGAAAAAAUAGAAAGGCAGAGAAGAAACAAAAGGAGAAAUAUAAGAAAACCAAAGGGCAGAAAGGAAGAACCGACACUGAAAAACAAAAAACACACAAGAAAGAUCACGCAGGGCAAAAAUUAUAUUCUUGUAAAAUUUAUGAUAAAACUUUGUCUCGACACAAUCGCAUCAUGAGACACAUGAAAAUUCACACAGGUGAGAAACCUUUCUCUUGUGGGUCCUGUGGAAAGAAGUUCAGUGAAAGAUGUACUUUAACUGAUCACAUGAAAAUUCACACGGGUGAGAAACCUUUCUCCUGUGGAUCCUGUGGAAAGAGUUUUUCUCGAAAACACCAUCUACAUUCUCAUAUGAGAAUUCACACAGGUGAGAAGCCUUUCUCCUGUGGGUCCUGUGGAAAGAAGUUCAGUGAAAGAUGUACUUUAUCUCGGCACAUGAGAAUUCACACAGGUGAGAAGCCUUUUUCCUGUGGGUCCUGUGGAAAGAGUUUUUCUCGAAAACACUGUGUACAUUCUCAUAUGAGAAUUCACACAGGUGAGAAACCUUUCUCUUGUGGAUCCUGUGGAAAGAGUUUUUCUCAAAAACACUAUCUACAUUCUCAUAUGAAAAUUCACACAGGUGAGAAGCCUUUUUCCUGUGGGUCCUGUGGAAAGAGUUUUUCUCGAAAACACUGUGUACAUUCUCAUAUGAGAAUUCACACAGGUGAGAAACCUUUCUCCUGUGGAUCCUGUGGAAAGAGUUUUUCUCAAAAACACUAUCUACAUUCUCACAUGAAAAUUCACACAGGUGAGAAGCCUUUCUGUUGUGGGACCUGUGGAAAAUGUUUCAAUAAUAGAAGUAAUUUAACUCAUCACAUGAGAAUUCACUCAGACUAGAAGCUUUAGGAACGAAACAUAUUCGAUCCAUUUUUUGCAUCCGAUACAAAAGAAAAUUUGUUUAAACAGCAAGUAGAAAAUGUUAAAGUCAACAGAUUCUUGCAGGCUGCUAGUGAUUCACUGUGACUGUGUCUUUCACUCUGACCAAGAUCAACCUGAGGUCUACUUUUACCUACCAGAUUGUUUUCCUUGAUCCAGUUUUUUGUUUUAAUUCUCAGUCGUAUUUGUAUUUAAUGUUCUCAUCAGUAUCCCAUUAGAUACUGAAGUUAAAGAGAGGAACACAUUCAGAAAGGAUUCAUUUCUGUGCAUUUCAGUUUUCAUUGAGUUCUGUACAUUGUAGAAUAAUUGAGUUUAUCUUUUACCUUUUUGACGUUUCUGUGUAUGACUGGAUGUAAAAUACUGUAGAAAUGGAACCAGUGAAAUGUUCUUGUUUUCCCAUAAAUUAAACUCUGAUGUUUGAAAAAAUCUCAAAAAUAAUUUUGAUCUGGUCAGAUUUUGAUUUAGAGCUAACCACAGAGAGGUUGUUAUUUUCCAAAAUAUUUGUCAUUGUUAUACUUUGUUAUGAGAAGCAAAGUAUAUUAUUAAAAAGCUAUGUUUAAAUCUUCAACUGUCUUCUCACAUCUUGUCUCUUCACUGACCUUUCAUGUUUUCACUUCUUUUUUGGCAACAUGAACCUUUUUUUCACAACACAGUCAAUUAUUCUCCAUCGUUAUGAGUAAAAACAACAAAUCUCUGUGUUCCUCUGUAAUAUAUUUAUUCAUUUAUUGUUUAACUUCAAAACUGAAUGCUAUUCACAAAAUACAAAACUAUAACAUUAGACUCUGUUUUACAAGCUGAAACGAUCACACACAAGAAAUUAGAAUAUACCUUCUAAUAUGGUUCUUUUGUACGAUUAAAAUUAUCUUUUGAUAACUG
This is a messenger RNA of Gambusia affinis (western mosquitofish), 2258 nucleotides long. Its product is annotated as gastrula zinc finger protein XlCGF8.2DB-like. The coding region runs from base 168 to 1343 and encodes 391 amino acids. The transcript has 3 exons. Gene Ontology annotation, biological process: regulation of transcription by RNA polymerase II. Lineage: Eukaryota; Metazoa; Chordata; Actinopteri; Cyprinodontiformes; Poeciliidae. Gene Ontology annotation, molecular function: RNA polymerase II cis-regulatory region sequence-specific DNA binding; DNA-binding transcription factor activity, RNA polymerase II-specific. Gene Ontology annotation, cellular component: nucleus. The record is from RefSeq and is a predicted model, not a curated record.